Molecule: messenger RNA, 3396 nt
Organism: Trachymyrmex cornetzi
Lineage: Eukaryota; Metazoa; Arthropoda; Insecta; Hymenoptera; Formicidae
Product: angiotensin-converting enzyme
Exons: 15
Coding region: 61-2376 (771 amino acids)
Biological process (GO): proteolysis
Cellular component (GO): plasma membrane
Molecular function (GO): metallopeptidase activity; peptidyl-dipeptidase activity
Source: RefSeq, a predicted model, not a curated record
AACGUGAAUUUAGGAGAUGCUCUUGUAUUCCUUAGAGAAUAUGAUAGUGCAGCUUCGUUAAUGUGUACGAGAGUGAUGAUAGCCCAAUGGAACUUUGCGACAAACGUUACUGAUGCAAAUCACCAAAAAAUGGUAGAUGAACAAACAUUAAAAUUAAAAUUUGAAAGAUCUUCUUGGCGGAAAGCAGUUACUUUUGCUUGGAGUCGAAUACCAGAUCCUUUAGCAAGAAGGGAACUUAAAAUGAUCGCUACGAAAGGUCGAAGUUCCCUGACUGAUGAUAAAUUCAAUGAGAUACAUCGUUUGAUAGCAGAGAUGAAAGAGAUUUAUGUUAAAGCCAGAGUAUGUUCGUACAAACAAAUUGAUGGCGAAUGUAAUUUGAGUUUAGAUUACGAUUUAAAUAAAAUAAUGGCAACGUCAAAAGAUUACGACGAAUUAUUGUAUUAUUGGCAUGCUUGGCACGAAGUAAUUGGUCCACAAUUACAAAAUAAAUACUUGAGAUAUGUUCAAUUGACAAAUGGAGCAGCUAAAUUGAAUGGUUUUGCUGAUGCUGGUGAUCAGAUGAGAGAGUUAUUUGAAGAUGAAUAUUUCCAACAAAAUAUGGCGGAGAUAAUGUCAGCCGUAACUCCACUCUAUAAAAAUCUUUUCACUUAUGUGCGAUCAAAACUGAUUGAAAGAUACGAUGAUAGAAUACGCGAGGAUGGACCUUUACCAGCACAUGUUUUAGGAGAUAUGUGGUCUCAAAAUUGGGAAGGUUUGUUCGAGUUAGUGCAACCAUUUUCUGUAAGCCAAAAACUCGAUGUAACUUUGGAUAUGAUGAUUCAAGGUAUUACUCCAAUAAGGAUGUUUCAAAUAGCGGAAGAGUUUUUUACUUCGCUUGGAAUGAAACCGAUGCCACCGGAAUUCUGGAAAUUCUCCAUAUUAGAAAAACCUAUUGAUAGAGAAAUUAAGUGCACUCCUAGUGCGUGGGAUUUUUGUAAUAGAAUUGAUUACAGGAUAAAACAGUGUACUAGAGUUACAAUGGAAGAUUUAUUAUCUACCCAUUAUGAAAUGGCCCAUUUGCAAUAUUAUUUACAAUACAAAGAUCAGCCGUUGCUAUUCCGAAACGAAGCAAUUCCAGGAUUCCAUGAAGCUGUUAGUGAUGCCAUUGGUUUAUCCAUUUUUACUCGUCAACACUUACAUAAAAUUGGGCUGCACAAUAAUUUAACGGACGAUUAUGAUAGUAGCAUAAAUUUUCUGAUGUUAAUGGCACUUCGCAAAGUGGCUUAUAUGCCGUUUGCUUAUAUAGUUGAUCAGUGGAGAUGGCGUGUAUUUAGUGACGGUGUGGAAAAUAUGACAGCGCAUUGGUGGGAAUUAAGAUUGCAAUAUCAAGGCAUUGUUCCACCUGUACCCAGAUUUGAAAGGAAUUUUGAUCCAGCAGCGAAAUAUCAUAUCCCAGCAGACAGUCCUUAUGCCAAGUAUUUUGUAAGCACUGUAUUACAGUUUCAAUUGUUCGAAUCUUUGUGUGAAAUUUCUGGUCAUACUGGCGAAUUGCACACUUGCGAUUUUUAUAGAUCACGAGAAGCAGGUCGAUUACUAUCAGAUAUUCUGUCAAUGGGAGCUUCUAGACCUUGGCAAGACGUUGUUAGACAUAUGACAAGAGGCAGGACGAAUAGAAUAGACGCUGAUGCCAUGCUCAAAUAUUUUGAGCCUUUAAAUGCAUGGUUAAAACGACAAAAUAAGAUGCAACCUGUGAUCGGUUGGAUCACAAGUCGCGAUGACAAAGAAAGAUAUCAUCGUUAUAAGGCCGCGUCGUAUAAUUCCUUGGGCCUUGUAAAUAAUAUAUUUGUUUAUCAAAAAUCAUUGAAACAAGAGAUUAAUAAAAAUGGUAUUACCCUGGCAUAUUAUUCGGACUUUAAACAAAGCUCUGAUGGUGAUUGCCAAAAACCUCAAACAGAACAAAAAUUGACAGUAUUUCAAAAAAUGAAACAAAUGACUAAAGAUUACUGGCAUGUGUUAAUACCUGUGCAUGUGAUUACUUCUAUAGGAUGGGUAGCUAUAUUCUAUACUGCUGUUAGGAAUGGUGUGGAUGUAGUCCAGUUGUUGGAAUAUAUGAAUUUUAGCGAAAAAUACAUAGAUUUAGUACGUAAUUCGAGCGCUGGUGACUUUGCCAUUACUUAUGCUCUUUAUAAGAUAUUUACCCCAAUCAGAUAUACUGUUACUGUUGGAGGAACGACAAUGGCAAUUCGAUAUUUGAGCAAAUUAGGCUACGUGAAGGCAUUGUCAUUCAAGCUUCAAUCAGUAGAGCCAGUACAGUCAAAUAAAUGUGCAGCAGAAAACAAGAAAAAAUUCAAGGCAGAGUGUAAAACGGAUCGACACUCGGAAUCGUCAAAACCAUAAAUUACUGCCGCACUAUGUCGGACUUACUGGUCGGACUGGGCUUGACGUAGCUCGGGGAUUUGUUGUAUAUUUCUGUUCAUAAAUAUAUAUUAUAUCAUUGUAAAUCAUUUCCUGCAUUAAAUAUUCCUUCAUUAUUUAUCCCGUUCAUCAUUCCUCAUACAGUCAAAGUAUAAUAUAUCAAAGAGUACAAUGGAUCAAUGCAAAAUAUCGAAUAAAAAGUGCAUUUACUGCAGUUUGUCUUUAUUGAAGGAUAGUCAUUUAUACACACUGCAUAUGCAAUUUAAAUAAGAUUAUACUAGUUAUCUACAAUAUGCGCGCGAAUUUAAAAUUGUAUAUAACAAUUACGCUUAGACCUGAAGAAUAACAAUAGUUAUUUGGCAGCUCGAGUUGUGCGUCUUUCAAUGCUAUAAUAUUGUAUAUUGAUCGUUAUAGCACGUUUACAUGUUUUUCCAGUCUCGAUUCUAUGCUUUGUGCGAAAACAUUAAAGCAGUCAUUAAAGACUACGAAGUGUAUUUUGACGAACUUUAAUAUUACGAGUACUCGCAGCGAAUCGAUAUAUCUGACUUAAUAAAUACUGUCAAUGAAUGCUAUAUGAAGUACAAUGAAACUUAAUUGAUAGAGGAAAUUUGCAGGAAUGUUCCUGAGAUUCAUAUUUCCGUCAUAAAUUUGUAUAAUAUUACAAUAAACUUUAAAAAAUGUUAUAUACACAUGUUAAAAAGUAUAAAGUUUUUGCUUAAAAACGCAUAAUUAUUAUGCUACUAUAUCACAGUUGCCUGCGCAACUAGUCGUUCUAAUGAAACCACUGCAUUCGCAGAAUAGUACCUUUACUAAAUAUAAUAAAUAAGAAUCGCAUAUAUUAAAUGUACCACUUAUCUAGAUUCUAAAUUAUCUUCGAUUAAAAAGAACUUGUACUCAUAAUCAUAUGCUACGUGUACUGACAUGUCAAAUUGAUCCCAGAAGACAAUAUAAUAUUGCAAUUUCCUAAUUGAAACUAGUUUUAUUAUUUCAAAUUUAUUUUGU